This is a messenger RNA of Mytilinidion resinicola, 3236 nucleotides long. RefSeq lists its product as uncharacterized. The transcript has 3 exons. NCBI's taxonomy places the organism in Eukaryota, Fungi, Ascomycota, Dothideomycetes, Mytilinidiales, Mytilinidiaceae. The record is from RefSeq and is a predicted model, not a curated record. Bases 81 to 2876 code for a protein of 931 amino acids. Gene Ontology annotation, biological process: regulation of Rab protein signal transduction. Gene Ontology annotation, cellular component: cytoplasmic vesicle.
CUUUUGCUGCCGCCCGCCUCGCAGUAGCUGAACCAGCACGUCAACCAAGUAUCGUCCAGUUCCAUACCCUCGUUUCUACUAUGGCGCCUUCUCUCAGCCUUCGUCCUCGCACCGGCGAGCGCCCUCCCACGCGGGACCAGGGCGACAACAGCCUCAUCAUCCCCAGCAGGACUUCCUCGCUGCAUUCUCGAAUCACCCAGCCGCUGCCGUCGACCCUCACCAUCAAGCCUGGCCAGCGAACACCCAAGACUCUGACCCACGCCUAUAUGGUAUGUGGUGUUGGAAGAGAGCCGUCUCAAUGGGUCAAGGCACCGUCGCCCAGCCAGGGCAAGAUUGGCCACAUGAAGGGAGCUGUUGGUACUUUCUGGCUUCCAGAGAUUCUUGGAAGCAGCCCUCGACUUGAGCAAGACAAUGAGAUUGCAAGGUCGCUCCAUGCGGCUAUGAAGGCCUGCUUUCCCCAUGAUGUCGAGAUCUGCACUGGGAAGAGCCAGCCGCAUUGCGUUCACCAUUCCUUCGUUCUCCAGCAAGACUCGUCCCACACUCUGUACGGAAUUGCCCUCCGCGUCUGGUCCAGGGCCGACGAGAAGAGAGCUGAGACGAUCCGCGAUCUUCGCAAGCGUACCGAGCCCGACUUCUUCGACACCACCGAGGAGACAUACUGGAUUCCCUACUGCUUGAGCUUCCUCUCCAGGUACCCGCUGUACAAUUUGCUCGGCGACUACCUCCGCGGCAUGUGGAUCCACUGGAAUAAGGCUACCAAUCUGUUCCAUGCAGAGGAGGUUUCCCGAAUCCUGAGUUUCCCAGCUCCUAGACUCAAUGAUCUCGUGCGUAUCGACAUGAAGGACUAUGCUCUGUGCUAUCAGUUCCCGUCUUCGCCCACUGGAUUCCAGAACUUCGCCAUGUGGCCGCUCUUCAUGUGCCUGUCCAUCCCCAACAUUGUAGGUGUGCUUGAGGCCGCCGUUUCACCGACACGACGCAUCAUUUUCGUGAGCCACUACCCAGCAAUGCUCACCAUCGCUGCGGAAACCGUUCGUUUCUCCGUGCGUGUGUACGAAUGGAGCGGUCUGUACGUUCCUGUGGUUCAUGCACGCCACGUCAAGGACUUGGUACAGGAACCUGGCCCUUACAUUCUUGGUAUCACCGCCGAGUGCCGCACCCUGUUCACCGCCCCUACCGAUGCAUUGGUCGUCGACUUGGACCGGAACUUCGUGCUGACGUCCAGCCCCCCGACUGCUCUCAGCCCUGGCCAGCGAACCAAGAUGAUCAACCGUCUCACUCAGGCCCUUAAUGGGGAGGUAGCACCAACUGGCGUUCCACAGCAUCUGCGUUCCGCAUACGGAGGCGGAAAGUUGAUCCCAGCUGGUCAAAUUAUCGUGAUGCGUGGUGAGGUGGAGAGCAUCCAGGACCCAGACUGGUGGAAUCAGGAUGCCGUUAUGACGGUCAUGGACCACGUGUGCGAGAAAUUGGGUCGUAACACCGGAGUCAAGGCUAUUUUUGGUGGCUCAGUCAAGAAGCCACUGAUGACCAAGGUCUCGAUGAGGCAUCUUAACGAGAUUGUUCGUGAGCGUAACCAAUACUCUCGCGAUGCGAUGGAGGCAUGGCAAGACUUCAUCAAUCUCAAGACUCGCAUGGACACCGAGGUUUCCAAGAUCUCCAAGCGGAACAACUUUUUGGUUGAGGAGUUGGAGAGCUGGAAGCAGCAAUUCCUUAAGUUCCAGGCAUUCGCUGAGCAACUCACCAAGGAGACCCAGGACCUCAAGAUUAAGAUUGAGAGCCACAAGCGCGAGAACCGUCGCCUUACUGGUCUUAUUGAUCAACAGAAGGAUGACACUGCCCGCCUCACCGUCCGUCUUUCCGGAACCGAGAAGCAGCGUGACGAUGCCCUGGAGGCCUUGGUCCUGCAGCAAGAAAUUGCCGAGGAGCUUGAGCGUGAGAGGAAGCGCAAUAAGAAGGAUCUUUCUGCUCUCCAACACACUAACAGCACCAUCCAACGACAGAGGGAUGAGGCUCAGCGUGUGGUGCUUCACCUUCGCGCAUUGAUUGACGGACAGACUCACCACAUGGAGCACAUUGUCAAGUCACUCAACACCACCCCAGAGCUGACGAGCUACAUUGAGGAAGGUUUCGAAGACGUUCCAGAGGAGGCCGAAGAGGAGUAUGAGCAUCCAGAUGCGAAGGAUGCUUCUGAAGUUGGUACGAUCCGCGGUGUUUCCGGCGUAGAAUCUCGCGUCUCGUCCCGAGCUUUCAGCCGCGCAAGCACUGUUGAUGGCAAGCAUCUCGAAGGCGAAGAUGUCUCACCCGACAUGGAGUCUCGUCUACUCAAUAGCCCCGUCUCGCGGAAGCGCUUCUCUACUCUCAGCAUGGCAGAUGUUGCUGACAGGCAUCUCCGGGACAAGACCGACGCCAUUGCAUACAUCAUCCGAAACAUCUCGGAGCAAUGCGCUGCAGCCGUGGAGGGUCUGCAACUCGCCCAAAAAGCGGACAGUGAAGACGACAACCACAGCGAGAGGCGUAAGCGCCAAUCCUCAGCCUCCUUGGACGGUCACGAGCGUCAUUCUAGCCGGGGCAGUGACUUUGGAGAGGAGGAUUCUUAUCUGCAUCCCAACCGCAACUCGAGCAUCCCUCCUACUCCAGACCUGAUCCACAACCGAUCAAGUACAUCAAUGUCGAUGGCUAGCGCUUCGACAACCCCAGACAGGCAUAGCCUGCAACCGUACAAGCAGGACGACAUCCCUGACGUCCCGACUAAGAUCAUCGAGCUCGACAACGAGAGCGUCAACGAGCAGGAGCUCCCAAACGACAUGGUCCCAGUAUCGAAGUACGCGCAACCUAUCCAACGCCCACUGCACGGGAGGAUGAGCAAUAUAGGGCAGUAGACGGCAAAUGCACAUAGACAGGCAACAAGAAUUGGUCGAAAACAGACGAAGAUCAUUUUUUCAUGAAACUGGGCGGGCUUUGGGGAGUUCAUUUCGUACCCGAUUGGCGGGCUGGUGUUAUUCGGAACAUGUCUUAUCUUUUUGGCCUUACACAGCCGUUACGUACGCGCCACCGUCGUCGAUCAUCUCUUGAGUAGCAGUUGUUGGAAAGAAGAAAAGGUGUUGGAAAGAGGCUAGAGGGAGGGCCCUUGUGCUUGCGUUGGAUUCGAUAUCCCGCCUUUCCCUACCGGCGGACUAUUUGUGUAGGGCUGCGUUUUGUGGGUUUGGUCUAUAUGUACCAAGCGUGUGUUUCCUUCGUAU